AUGUUCACGUUUUCCCUUUUGACCCCAAGUAAAGGCGACCAUGCUUUCAAAGUUUCGCUUUUGACAUUUGAAAAUGAACUGCGGAUACUAGCGGACCCUUCGUGGAAUGGAAUAGAUCCCAAAGCAGCUAAAUUUAUGGAACUUCAUUUACAACAAACAGAUGCAAUCAUCAUCUCACACUCAACAAAUGAAUUCAUCAGUGGAUACAUCUUGCUUUGCAUAACAUUUCCAAAUAUCAUGUCGAACAUACCAGUUUAUUCGACGUUGCCUGUUAAUCAAUUGGGUAGAAUUUCAACCGUGGAAUACUACAGAUCCCUGGGUAUUCUUGGACCACUAUUAUCAAACCUUGUGGAGUUGGAUGAAAUUGAUUAUUGGUUCGAUAAAUUUAUCAUUGUUAAGUACCAACAAAAUGUUACAAUUUGCGAUCGAAAAAUUACAAUGACGCCGUACAAUUCUGGACAUUCCUUAGGUGGUACAUUUUGGUUGUUGGUAAAGAAGAUUGAUCGUAUAAUUUACGCACCAAGCUGGAAUCACUCCAAGGACGCUUUUUUAAACAGUGCAAAUUUCAUAAACUCUACGCUGGGUAAUCCUCAUUUGGCGUUACUACGCCCAACAGCUUUCAUUACUGCCACCGACUUGGGAUCUGCAAUGCCGCAUAAAAAACGUUGUGAGAAAUUCUUGCAAUUGGUAGAUGCCACCUUAGCCAAUGGCGGCUCAGCCAUAAUUCCAACAUCCAUAUCAGGAAGAUUCUUGGAGGUGUUUCAUUUAGUUGACGAACAUUUGAAAGGUGCGCCAAUCCCCGUCUACUUUCUAUCGUAUUCAGGAACCAAAAUAUUAAGCUAUGCUUCAAGUUUGAUGGAUUGGAUGAGUCUGGGGUUUAACAACACAUGGAACAGUGAUAUUGGCAACAACAGCUUACUACCUUUCAAUCCUAGUAAGGUUGAUUUACUAUUGGACCCCUCGGAGUUAACGCAGAUACCUGGGGCCAAAAUCAUCUUCUGUGCUGGUUUAGAUUUCAAAAACGGUGACCUUUCGAGUAAAGUGUUUCUGUAUUUAUGUAAUGACGAAAGAACAACUGUUAUUUUAACUGAAAAGCCACCAUCUGCAAAUGUAGAACAUGGCAUGGGUUUAAGUAGAGGUUUAUAUCGAGAGUGGGUCAAGUUAUCUAAGGAAAGGACAGGGAAGGUUGUCGAUGGUACCCCCGUCCCAUUGGAGAAAAUUAUCAAUUUGGAUAGUUGGUCGCAAGAAGAAGAGGUUGAAGGGCCCGAAUCAAUUGCGUUUGUGAAUAAGAUAACCCAGAAAAGAAAAGAGAAGUUAAUGGCAAAAGUCAGAGAUCAGAAAAGACAAAAUUUGUUAAGUACAGAUGCGAUAGAUGUUGAAGAUUCCUCAGACGACGAAGACGAUGAAGAAGACGAAGAUAAGAAAGCUGGUGAAAUAUUCGAUGAAGAGGUGCAGAAGGAGAAAACUCGUGUACCAUUAACCAAGGAGGUUGACGAAUUGAUUCAACAUGAAGCGUUUGUUAUGGAUAACGUGAAGCACAACAUGGAAAAUCAUUUGCCGAUCGAUAUCAAAGUAACUCAUAAAUUAAAACCGCGUCAAGCUAUGUUCCCCUACUCUGCUCCUAAGGUUACAUUCGAUGACUAUGGUCAGGUUAUAGACGCAAAAGAUUUCGAAAGAACUGAUCAGGUUUCCCACAGCAAGAUCAUAAUGGAAGGUAAGAAGAAAUUUGACGAAAAGAAACAAAAAUGGAACACAAACGAUAAAACAGACAAGAAAAAGAGCCAACAGACGAACAAGUUGACACCACAAGAGCAGGUAAAUCAACAAUUGUUGCAGAAAUAUUUAGACACCUUGCAUAAGCCCAUGAAGAGGGUUCAAUUGGGACAGAGAAGCUCAACAAGUACCCAAUUAAGAGUGAGAUGUGGUUUGGCUUUUGUUGAUUUAUCGGGUUUGGUAGAUUUACGGUCCUUGGGUAUCAUUGUGCAAGCAGUUAAACCGUAUAAUUUAAUACUAUUACCAGAUGAGAGAGUUAGUGAUGAAUUGGGACUUGAACAGGUUGAAAAGUUUUUUGAACAACAGCAAAACAAGCAAGCAAUAGAGAAUACGAAAAAGCAAAUUUUGAAUUCAUCGAGGUACUUGUCAUUAUCGGCAAUUCGUGACGGUCUAUCAACCUCUACAUCACCACUCUCAAGUGGCAAACUUAAUGUUCUUGUUGCUAGAGAGGAUGAAAUUGUCAAGAUUGGGGUUGAUUCUGAAAACGGUGUCAUUGGGUUGAGAAACUUUGAAGUCAACUUGGACGACGCAAUUGUAUCCACCUUGAAAUGGCAAUCGGUUGGUGAUAAUUAUAAUGUCGCCAAAUUGUAUGGUGAAUUGGUGUUGGUAAAUGAUCAAGAAUCCCUCGAGGGACCCGCGCAGAAGAAGCCAAAAACUUUACAAGACUAUAUCAACUCGAACACUCAGUUUUCAUUGAAACCAAUCGAAUCCGAUGAAGCUUUGACUAAACAUAGAAAUGAUAAUAUUUUUGCAUCUACCAAUGAUCCAAAAUUGUUGAUGGUGAUCUCAAAUGCACCGAGAUUAGCCAUAGGUAACAUCCGCUUACCUGAUUUAAAAAAGAAGUUGUCAUCACUAAACUUGAAUGUGGAAUUUAAAGGGGAGGGGACUUUAGUAGUCAACGAUGUUUUGGCAAUACGCAAGAUCGCCUAUGGUUCCUUGGAAAGUGAUGAUAGUGGGGAUAUCGUCAUUGAUGGAAAUGCAGGACCGUUGUAUUACAAAGUUAAGGAAUGCAUCAAAGAAAUGUUGGCAUAUGUAUAG
Messenger RNA from Lodderomyces orthopsilosis Co 90-125, 2811 nucleotides. RefSeq names its product cleavage polyadenylation factor subunit. The record is from RefSeq and is a predicted model, not a curated record. Gene Ontology annotation, cellular component: mRNA cleavage and polyadenylation specificity factor complex. Gene Ontology annotation, biological process: mRNA 3'-end processing by stem-loop binding and cleavage. NCBI's taxonomy places the organism in Eukaryota, Fungi, Ascomycota, Pichiomycetes, Serinales, Debaryomycetaceae. Gene Ontology annotation, molecular function: RNA binding. The coding region runs from base 1 to 2811 and encodes 936 amino acids. The transcript has a single exon.